GCCUCUUUAUGCUAAUUAAGCCCCCCUAUUGGUAGGCCAGCGGGGAAGGCGCGCUGUGAUUGGUCAGGUCGAAGCCAUUUAUUCUCUGACAGCUCCGUCACAUGAAUGCUGCUCUAUGAACUUGUUGGAAAACUCUGCGCGGUGUUUCACGGCUCGGGCGGACAGCAGGAGAAAAAGUGCGGCUUGUUGACGCUUUUUUUCGAGGAAGAGGAAGAAGUUUUGUGGACACACAACAUAGCGGGGACCUAUUGGAGGUGGGAGGAGAAGGCUCUCUGUCACACGCGCGCACACACACGGACACACACACACACAGGGACGCGCGCUGCCACAGAGGGAGAGCGCGUGGAGAGAAGCGGCUUGAUGCUCGUUUCCCAGAGAAAAGUUUCAGAGACAGUCGACAGGUAACUCCCAGCAGCUGCUCUCUGCUUCCUGGAGUUCGGUUCUGGUGUUCCUCCGGGUCCAAACUCAGAAAAAAAAAAAGCUGUUCGUGAUGUACAACAUGAUGGAGACUGAGCUGAAGCCCCCGGCUCCUCAGACCAACACGGGGGCCACGGGCAACACCAACGCGUCCGGCAACGGCGCCAGCCAGAAGAACAGCCCGGAGCGGGUCAAGAGGCCCAUGAACGCCUUCAUGGUCUGGUCCCGGGGCCAGAGGCGGAAGAUGGCGCAGGAGAACCCCAAGAUGCACAACUCUGAGAUCAGCAAGCGGCUCGGGGCCGAGUGGAAGCUGCUGUCGGAGAGCGAGAAGAGGCCGUUCAUCGACGAGGCCAAGCGGCUGCGGGCCCUGCACAUGAAGGAGCACCCGGAUUACAAAUACCGGCCCCGGCGGAAAACCAAGACCCUCAUGAAGAAGGACAAGUACACCCUKCCGGGGGGGCUGCUGGCGCCCGGGGGCAACGGGAUGGGCACCGGGGUCGGGGUCGGGGCCGGGCUGGGCGGCGGGGUGAACCAGAGGAUGGACAGCUACGCGGCGCACAUGAACGGCUGGACCAACGGCGGCUACGGGAUGAUGCAGGAGCAGCUGAGCUACCAGCACCCGGGCCUGAACGCGCACGGCGCGGGCCAGAUGCAGCCCAUGCACCGCUACGACAUGAGCGCGCUGCAGUACAACUCGAUGAGCGGCUCCCAGAGCUACAUGAACGGCUCGCCCACCUACUCCAUGUCCUACUCGCAGCAGGGCGCGCCGGCCAUGACCGCGCUGGGCUCCAUGGGGCCCGCGUCGGCCGUCAAGUCCGAGUCCAGCAGCUCCAGCCCGCCCGUCGUCACCUCGUCGUCGCACCGCGCCGCCCCGGGCUGCCAGAGCGGAGACCUGCGGGACAUGAUCAGCAUGUACCUGCCCGGGGCGGAGGUGGGCGACCAGAGCGGCCAGACCCGGCUACACAUGUCCGGCCACUACCAGAGCACCGUGCCCGGGACGACGAUCAACGGCACGCUGCCGCUGACGCACAUGUAGAGACUGAACAACACAAAACAAACUUUUAUAAAACAAAAAAACACACAACUGUUGGACUAUUUUUGUACAGAAAAAUUUCGGGGUGGGGAAAAAGUUGUAUAGAAGUCUCCAGGGAAAAAAAAGGGACACCACUCUUUUUUAAAAAAAAUAUUUUCUUUUUGUUUUCUUUCAUUUAAUCUAAGGAAGCUGAUGGGGGAUCCUCCUCCUCCUCCUCCUCCUACUCCUCCUCCUCCUUCUUCUUCUUGGUGGAUGAAGUUUUGCAAAUGUAGAAAGUGGGAGUCGCAAUCAGAUGAGUUUAUUAUUGCAAUCACCUUUUGUACAGUAUUUAUCAAGGAAACAUUACAAUCAGAUGAAAUUGUUAAACUGCAAAAGUUUUUCCCCCUUUUCUUAUUUUAAAAUAUAAAACAAAACCAGUUCUCUAGAGAGAAAAAAACGAGUGAAAUUUAGCAGAACUGGGAUUUUAUGGAGCGACCAGUUCUGCUCUUUUAUUACUGGGAUGAAAAGGGACAUAAGCAGCAGGUAAUACUUUUAUUUUGUUUUCAUUUAAAGUCAAUGUUACUAAACUUUUUAUUUUAUUCCUUACAAAAAAACAACRCAAAACACUUUUAUUUGCUGUCAUUUAAAAAAAAUUAGGUUAAUUUAUAUUUCCGUCUCCCACUCUUCAUCUGUUAGAAGCUUGUGUUUUUUUUAAUUUUUAAUUGAUUUGUACAAUUUCUGUAUAUUUACUGUGGCAUUUUAAGUUUUUUUAUUUUUUACUUUCAUCUUCAGAAACUCAUUCCCGUAGUUGUGUUUUGAAAAAAUCCUGGCCUGUCACACACAAGCCAACCACUCCAUGUAUAUAAACCGAGACUAAUACCAUCCUUAUAACAGUUACAGUUUCAGCUGAAUAUAUUUUUUUUCAAUAUGCAGUUUGAAAAAUGAAUAAAUUUUUUUGGAAAUUUGGA
Messenger RNA from Austrofundulus limnaeus, 2397 nucleotides. It is a transcript of the gene sox2, whose product is annotated as SRY-box transcription factor 2. The coding region runs from base 491 to 1453 and encodes 320 amino acids. Gene Ontology annotation, cellular component: nucleus. Lineage: Eukaryota; Metazoa; Chordata; Actinopteri; Cyprinodontiformes; Rivulidae. Gene Ontology annotation, biological process: negative regulation of transcription by RNA polymerase II; brain development; neuron differentiation. The record is from RefSeq and is a predicted model, not a curated record. Gene Ontology annotation, molecular function: DNA-binding transcription activator activity, RNA polymerase II-specific; RNA polymerase II cis-regulatory region sequence-specific DNA binding. The transcript has a single exon.